AUGUUUCGAAUGUUCCUUGCAGUUGCCGCACUCGUCGUGCUAAUCAAUUCAGAGUUGCAUAGAAUUCCGUUGCACAAGACAUCCUCUGUUCGAAAAUCGAUUGGAAUCGAUCAUCGACAAGGUAAUUUGACGUUUACUAGCAUUGUAAAGGAACCGUUACUUAAUUUUCGGAAUGCUCAAUAUUAUGGCGUUAUUUCAAUUGGAACUCCACCGCAAAAAUUUAAUGUACUUUUCGAUACUGGUUCCGCUAAUCUCUGGGUACCAUCCGUACACUGUGACAUUGAUGACUUAACUUGCUCGGCACAUAAAAAAUAUGAUAAUCGAACUUCUCGUACAUACAUACCAAAUGGUACUUUAUUCGAAAUACAAUACGAUUAUGGUAAAUUGUCCGGAUACCUAUCUACUGAUGUAGUAAAUUUUGCUGGUCUUAAAAUUAUAAAUCAAACAUUCGGGGAAGCGAUGACCGAACCUGGAACAGCUUUUCUCUAUGGAAAAUUCGAUGGAAUCUUGGGAAUGAGUUACUCCGAUUUAUCUAUUUCAGGAGUAACUCCCGUUUUUACUAAUAUGAUUCAACAAGGCCUGGUGUCGCCGCCAAUUUUUAGUUUUUAUUUAAAUCGAACUUCUUCGUUUACGAUCGACAGUGAUCUGACAUUGGAUGACUCCACUCAUUACGACAGCGAAAAUUUGUUGGAUAAUUCGACCGGUAGUAUACUAAUAUUGGGAGGCUCCGAUCCCGCUCUUUAUGACGGAGAGUUAACAUAUGUUAAUGUUACUCACAAAGGAUACUGGCAAUUUGCUAUGGAUAAAGUUCAAAUGGAAAAUAAAACCUUAUGUGCAACUGGUUGUCAAGCUAUUGCCGACACGGGCUUUUCCCAACUAGCUGGACCACCAACGGAGAUUUCGAUUAUUAAUACUCGGAUUGCAAUUGACGUAUUUAACGGAAUGGCAUUUGUGGACUGUGACCAGAUUUCUAAUUUGCCCAAUGUUACUUUUUUCCUGAGUGGUAAACCAUUUGUACUCACUGCAGAAGAUUACAUCAUUGCGAGAACGAUCGGUGAUACAGAUCCGACACUGCUAUGUUUUAGCGCCUUCGAAAUUGCGACUCAUAGUGAGCUUAGUAUGUUGUGGAUUUUAGGUGAUUCAUUUCUUGGUCGGUAUUAUACCGAGUUCGACAUGGGGAACGAUCGCGUAGGAUUCGCUCCCGCAAAAUAA
This is a messenger RNA of Trachymyrmex cornetzi, 1212 nucleotides long. Its product is annotated as lysosomal aspartic protease. Gene Ontology annotation, molecular function: aspartic-type endopeptidase activity. The coding region runs from base 1 to 1212 and encodes 403 amino acids. Gene Ontology annotation, cellular component: lysosome. NCBI's taxonomy places the organism in Eukaryota, Metazoa, Arthropoda, Insecta, Hymenoptera, Formicidae. Gene Ontology annotation, biological process: cell death; proteolysis. The transcript is spliced from 9 exons. The record is from RefSeq and is a predicted model, not a curated record.